Molecule: messenger RNA, 1494 nt
Organism: Sebastes umbrosus (honeycomb rockfish)
Lineage: Eukaryota; Metazoa; Chordata; Actinopteri; Perciformes; Sebastidae
Product: chloride channel CLIC-like protein 1
Exons: 9
Coding region: 268-1494 (408 amino acids)
Cellular component (GO): membrane; endoplasmic reticulum
Molecular function (GO): chloride channel activity
Source: RefSeq, a predicted model, not a curated record
UAGUGAUAGUACUGCUGAGCUGUUUUUCUGCACGUUUUUACUGUAGUUAAAGUGUAAAGUCUUUAAUAUUCAGCGUAUUAGUGUAACCUUAACCUAUUAAAGUGUCUUUUAAACCAAGUUUUAGUCGAUGAGUCUGACAGUUAGCCACCUGUACUUGUGUUCACUUCCCAGGAAGUCUUGUUUGGAUGUUAUCAGCUGCAGCGAGCCAACUAUCUGUAACACUGGACUGGUUUAUUAGGUGAAGUAUAGCCUCCUCUCUCUGCCAGGAUGCUCCUCAUCGUCCUGGUAUUCAGCCUGUCUCUGGUUGUAACAGGACAGGAGGCGGACAACGACUGGAUAGACCCGAAUGACAUGAUCAACUACGAUUCAAGCACCAAAAGCAUGAAGAAGCCUGCAGAGCCAACAAACUAUGACGAUGUGCCAGCCAAGAGAAGGGAGUACACUCAUGACUCAAGCCAGGUGGAGCUGACGUCCUGCAGGACACAAGUGGAUCUAAAGAGACAGAUUGAAGACCUAAAGAAGAGAAUCACUCUCAUCUCACAGCAGCCUACAUGCAACCCAGUUUUCAAACGCUUCCUUACCAGACUCCGGAAAGAAAUACAAAGAGUUGGUUUGCCCAGUGACUCCGCGGACGUCUUCUACGAUGCCAAAAUCAGACUGUCCUCACGAGCCAUGGCAGAGAUUGAGUCACUUCUGGAGGGUGACGACAGCUGGAGAACAGGAGCUCUGGACAACGCCAUCAGUCAGAUACUGGUAGAUAUCAGACCACAUGACUACGAAGCCUGGAAGUGGCGUUUUGAAGACACCUUUGGCGUGGAGCUUGACACAAUAUUUAAAAUGAUGCUCUUUGUUCUGAUCAUAGUGGCCAUCAUAUGCACUCAGCUCUGGUCAACGGUGUCCUGGUUCGUGCAGUUCAGUCGACUAUUUGCUGUUUGCUUCUUCGUCAGUAUUAUCUGGAACUGGCUUUAUCUGUACAAGAUUGCCUUUGCUGAUCACCAAAGCCGCCUAGCAAAGAUGGAUGGCAUCAAUGAAAAAUGCACUGGAAUGAAGAAAAUUGACUGGAGUGAUAGCUUGAAAGAGUGGUACAGAAGCACCUGGACUCUUCAAGAUGACCCUUGUAAGAAAUACUAUGAAAUCAUCUUGGUCGACCCCAUUCUGCUGGUACCUCCAACAAAGGCGAUCGCAGUUACCAUCACAACCUUCUUCACAGAGCCACUAAAGCACGUUGGACAGGGGAUCAGUGAGUUUCUUGUAGCCCUCCUCAAAGAUCUACCAAUCACCCUGCAGAUCCCAGUUCUCCUCACUAUUGUGCUCGCCAUAGUGGUAUGCAUGUACGGAGGCGUGCAAGCAGUCUUCCAGCAUGGCAUCGCUGCUCCUUUCCGCCGCCCUCCACAGUUGGGCGCACCACCACCACAACAAGUCCCAAGGCAACGAGCCAAAGGUGGCAGAUUAGACAGGAACCAGGUUCGUCGGAGGCAGCCCAACAGACUCUGA